AUGGCUGCAUUGGUGGUGGUGUUGCUGCUUUUGUUAUCACACAUGGUGUGCAAGGCAAAUACCAUUACAUGCCCUAGAAGUGAUGCCCUCCCAGUGCCUCAUGAGUGGUAUCAACCCGAAGGUCUCAUCAUUGGUGGCAUUACGUCUCAGAUCCUUUUUCUUUCCUACAAAGUGUCCUUCCAGGUCCACCCUUCUGAGGAACAAGGCUUUGAUGUUCCAAUAAUGGUGACAAAGUUCUAUCAGCAUGUCCUGGCCUUGGUGUUUGCUAUAAAAACAAUAAAUGAGAAUCCGAAAGUCUUGCCCAAUGCCACACUUGGAUUCCACAUCUACGACAGUUACUACAUUGAGAGGAUGGCGUAUCGCACCAUUCUGGACCUGCUCUUCAAAUCACAUACGUUUCUCCCCAACUAUGCAUGUGGCACGCAGAAAAACUUAAUAGCCAUUAUUGGGGGCCUUGCCUCUGAUAUCUCCUUUCAUAUGGCUGACAUCUUAAGUCUCUACAAGAUUCCACAGCUCCACCCAUUUCUUCAAGACAUUUCAUUUAACAACUCAGCUGGAGAACUGGUAACUUUUAAUGACAAGAGGGAAAUGGGAGCUGGAUUUGACAUCAUGAACAUGGUCAUGUUCCCCAACAACUCUUUUGUUCAAGUGAAGGUUGGAAGGGUGGAUCCCAAAGAAGGACACAAAUUCCUCAUCAGUGAUGAUAGGAUUGUGCUUCCCCUUUCUGUAUGUACUCAUUCUUGCCAUGCUGGCAAUCAGAAAAAAGCGAAGGAAGGGGAAAAGUUCUGUUGCUUCGAUUGUGGUCCAUGCCCAGAAGGGAAGAUUUCAGAUCAAGAGGAUAUGGAUGACUGUUUCAAGUGCCCAGAAACACAAUAUCCAGGCAAAGAAAAAGAUAAAUGCAUUCCCAAGUCAAUAAGUUUUCUGUCCUAUGAGGAGCCUUUAGGGAUCAGUUUAACUUUGGUUACUCUUUCUUUCAUCUUAAUUACAGCUAUGGUGAUUGGAAUUUUUAUUAAGCACAAAGAUACCCCCAUAGUCAAAGCCAACAACCGGGACCUCACCUACAUUCUCCUUCUUUCCCUCCUGCUCUGCUUCCUCUGCUCUUUUCCGUUCAUUGGGCAGCCUCAGAAGAUGUCCUGCCUUUUCCGACAAUCCUCUUUUGGAAUCAUCUUUUCAGUGGCUGUCUCUUGCGUCUUAGCCAAAACCAUCACUGUGGUUUUGGCUUUCAUGGCCACCAAGCCAGGCUCCAACAUGAGGAAGUGGGUGGGGAAAAGGGUGACCAACUCCACUGUGGUUUCCUCCUUCCUCAUUCAAGCUGCCAUUUGUGCCACGUGGCUGGCAAGGUCUCCUCCAUUUCCAGAUUUGGACAUGCAUUCGCUGCCAGAAGAAAUUGUAGCAGAAUGCAACGAAGGCUCUGUCCUCAUGUUCUAUCUUGUCUUGGGCUACCUUGGACUUCUGGCUACCAUCAGCUUCAUUGUGGCUUUCCUGGCAAGGAAGUUGCCAGACGCAUUCAAUGAAGCCAAGUUCAUCACCUUCAGUAUGUUGAUGUUCUGCAGUGUUUGGUUGUCCUUUGUUCCAACAUACUUGAGCACCAAAGGGAAAUACAUGGUGGCUGUGGAGAUAUUUUCCAUCUUGGCCUCCACUGCUGGCUUACUUGGCUGCAUCUUUUCCCCCAAAUGUUACAUUAUUCUGCUGAGGCCUGAGCUGAACAGUAAGGAGCAGCUAAUAAGGAGAAGAACCAGAUAACUCUAACUAGUUCUUAUUAUAUCACUUGGAUUAGAAACAGAGGGCACAAUCCAGAAACUGGGUUGGAAUACUAUCUAUGCCAAUCCAAUCUAUUCUGCUCAUCUCAAAAAAAGGAGGGGAUAUGAGGUGGUAUUCUGCAUCAACGUAGAACAGAUAAUAAAGCCAGUCAUUAUAUGCAGUGGUACCUUGGUUUACAAACAUAAUCCGUUCUGGAGGUCCGGUUGUAAA
Molecule: messenger RNA, 1971 nt
Organism: Podarcis raffonei (Aeolian wall lizard)
Lineage: Eukaryota; Metazoa; Chordata; Lepidosauria; Squamata; Lacertidae
Product: vomeronasal type-2 receptor 26-like
Exons: 5
Coding region: 1-1743 (580 amino acids)
Biological process (GO): G protein-coupled receptor signaling pathway
Cellular component (GO): membrane
Molecular function (GO): G protein-coupled receptor activity
Source: RefSeq, a predicted model, not a curated record